CGGGCCGCGGGUGUGCCUGAGCACGCGCGCCGCCGCCUCCCCGCACCGCGCCCGGCCUCGCCGCCAGUCGCCGGCAGCCGCCGAGCUGCGAGGACCUUCUCUCCUGCAGAGGCAGGAACUCCUGAAUGUAUUUGAAAACUGAACAGUUUCAGCCAAGCCGAAGCAUUUUGUCUUCCCAAGGACACAGACCCAACUUAGCUGAGCCACAGCAAAUAUAAGUCAUCAUGGUGAAAAGCCACACAGGCAGCUGGAUCCUGGUUCUCUUUGUGGCCAUGUGGAGUGACGUGGGCCUCUGCAAGAAGCGACCAAAGCCUGGAGGAGGCUGGAACACUGGGGGGAGCCGAUACCCGGGACAGGGCAGUCCUGGAGGCAAUCGCUAUCCACCGCAGGGAGGGGGUGGCUGGGGUCAGCCCCACGGAGGUGGCUGGGGUCAGCCCCACGGAGGUGGUUGGGGUCAACCCCACGGUGGUGGCUGGGGACAGCCCCAUGGUGGCGGAGGCUGGGGUCAAGGUGGUGGCACCCACGGUCAGUGGAAGCCCAGUAAGCCGAAAACCAACAUGAAGCAUAUGGCAGGAGCUGCUGCUGCUGGGGCUGUGGUGGGGGGCCUAGGCGGCUACAUGCUGGGGAGUGCCAUGAGCAGGCCCCUUAUACAUUUUGGCAGCGACUAUGAGGACCGUUACUAUCGUGAAAACAUGCACCGUUACCCCAACCAGGUGUACUACAGGCCAGUGGAUCAGUAUCACAACCAGAACAACUUUGUGCACGACUGCGUCAACAUCACAGUCAAGCAGCACACGGUCACCACCACCACCAAAGGGGAGAAUUUCACUGAGACCGACAUCAAGAUGAUAGAGCGCGUGGUGGAGCAAAUGUGCAUCACCCAGUACCAGAAGGAAUACCAGGCUUAUUACGAAAGAGGGGCAAGCGUGGUGGUCUUCUCCUCCCCUCUUGUGGUCCUCCUCCUCUCCUUCCUCAUUUUCCUCAUAGUGGGGUGAGGAUGGCCUUCCUGUGUUCAUCAUCAUCUUAAUCUUUACCAGGUUGGGGGAGGGGGUAUCCACCUGCAGCCCUUUAGUGGUGGUGUCUCAUUCUUGCUUCUUCGUCACCCGUAGGUUAAUACUCUUGUGCUUAUAGCACUGGGAAAUGGAGAGUAGACCUGAGAUUCUAUUUAUGCAAGACCCAUUUGAUUGAAUCCUUCGUUGGUCAGUGCUAGUGCUAAGCUGGUAAAAGUGUAACCAAAUAUUGUUUGGUUUAUCUAGGCUUAUUUUUUGUCAGGUGCAAUAGAUUGAGGCUAAAACAGUUCUCAGAGCUGUCUUCAAAUACCUUUGCAUAAAUACCUCCAGCUCCUUCUCCACUUUGAGCUCAGUACACUAAUGCCCCAUCUUAGCAGUGAUUUUAUAAGUUUUCUCAUUUGUUUUAAGAAAACCUGACUGCAUUUCCCUGUUUAAAUAGCAUUUCUGCCAAAUCUGGAAGGAAGCCACAUAAUACUCAUUCCAAAAGCAAAACAAGAAAUCCUUAGCUUGUGGGCCCAGGCUCAGCCCCCUGGAGGGCAUGUCCUGUGCCUGCAGGAAACUGUAAGGAUGUUUUGCACUUUGCAAUACAGGUUACACAGCAGCUAUUGCAUCAAGAAUGGGUAUUUGUGCAAACUAGCCUUCUGGGCAGAGGACAUUUUCACAGGGAAGGAACAUAAUAUGAAAGCCUCCCAAGAGUAAAAAAUUCCAGCAUGUGGGAGAGGUGCACUCAAAGACAGCCUCACAUUUUGGAUGUUUAAAGCACCUUCAUGUGGUAUUCCUUUCUUUAGUAAUAUAAACUACAGAUAAUUAAGGUACCUUAAUUAAACUACCUUCUGGACACUAAGAGCAGAUGUCUUGUUUGUUUACCUGGAAACCACAAUGAUUUUGACAUUGUUUGGGUGAAUUUUAGCAUACAGGAAACUGCAGCUAUAAAAACACUGUAUUCAUUUGAUUGACUCAUUCCUGGGCCCGUGCUAGUGUUGGACUGGUGAGGGUAUAACAGCAAGUAUAGAGAAUUAUGUAAUAAAGAAAAUAGAGUACAAAGAAAAGAAAUACUUGCAUUUCUUUAUUGCUGCCUCAUAACUGUCAAAAAACAGAAUUAGGUCCUUAGUUUCUAUAAUUGGCUUUUUUUUAAUUUAUUUAUUUAUUGGCUGUGAUGGGUCUUCGUUGCUGUGUGUGGGCUUUCUCUAGUUGCUGCGACUGGGGGCUACUCUUCAUUGUGGUGCACAAGCUUCUCAUUGCAGUGGCUUCUCGUUGAGGGCUCUAGAGCUUCAGGAGUUGUGAAACGCGGGCUUACUAGUUGUGGCGCACAGGCUUAGUUGCUCCGCGGUAUGUGGGAUCUUUCUGGACCAGGGAUUGAACUCGUGUCCCCUGCAUUGGAAGUUAAAUUCUUAACCACUGUGCCACCAGGGAAGUCCCUAUAAUUGGCUUUUGAAUCAAAGAAUAGGGAGGCGUUCCAAAAAAAAAUCUUAGGUUAGAGAUAGUAGAAAUAUGAUCCAUUCAGGGUGGAAAAAGAAAUUCUGUUACCAUUAUUUAAGGAAGGCAUAAAUCAUUCCCUGGAUUGUUCAAUAUUGUUACAUAGCAGAUAUACAUUACUAUUCUGCACUGGUAUUACUGGCUUGCACUUUGCGGGUAUCCUACGUAAAAAAUAUAUAUACAUAUAUAUUGCAUAUGAUAAACUUAGCAAUUUCAGUUAGAGCAGUUAACAUCUGAACUAUCUAAUGCAUUACAUGCUUUUUGUAAGGUACUUAAUACUUAAAGGAAACCCUUUCGUGUGGUCCUUAGGCUUACAGUGUGCACUGAAUAAUUUUCUAUAAGAAUCCAGAGUGACAUUUGAAGUACGCAUGUGCUUUAUAUUUUCUAUAUUUGUAACUCUGCAUGUACUUGUUUUGUUGUAUUAAAAGUUUAUAAAUGUUUACUAUCUGACUAAAAUUAAACAAGCUAAAAGGAG
Hippopotamus amphibius kiboko is the source of this 2961-nucleotide messenger RNA. It is a transcript of the gene PRNP, whose product is annotated as prion protein. The coding region runs from base 225 to 995 and encodes 256 amino acids. Gene Ontology annotation, biological process: protein homooligomerization. The record is from RefSeq and is a predicted model, not a curated record. The transcript is spliced from 3 exons. NCBI's taxonomy places the organism in Eukaryota, Metazoa, Chordata, Mammalia, Artiodactyla, Hippopotamidae. Gene Ontology annotation, cellular component: membrane.